AUGAUGGUAAGCAUCUUAUCCCUCAUCGCCGUCGGUCGACGGCCUAAGGACAUCGUCUCUGAACUCGGUGUGUCCUCGCGAAGCGUAACCUGGUGGCUGCAAAUAGCAGGCCAGGCUUGUGACCUCUUCAAUACAUCACAGGUACAGCAAUCCAACAAUAUACAGUGCGAUGAGAUGGUGGUAGGUGGUAAGCCCAAGUACCACAGAGGUAAACCCGUGAGGCAAUCCAAGCAGCUAGUUUGGGUGGAAACUCUUGCUACUUUGGACGGCAAUGGCCGUGUUAGUGGUGUUGUGGCUAGGCAUGUCCCUGAUAGGAAAGCUACCUCUUUGGUGCCUCUGAUAGAUGAAGUUGCCGCUCCAGGUGCUACUUUAACUACUGAUGAGCUGAAAUCUUACCUUUCCAUCAAGCACUUCAGACCUGACAUUCACCACCAAACGGUGUGCCAUAAAAGGCACUUUGUCGACCCUAAUACCGGAGUUAAUACAAACUCGGUUGAAUGCAUGAACCGUGGGCUUAAGGAUGAGCUGAGACGCAGAUUUUAUCAUCCUGUGGGCAGAACCGAUGAUACCGCUAAAGAACGUCUGGCUAUGAGCGUGUUCAGCAGGAAUUGUGGUCUCAAACUUACUCCUAUUAUACCAACUUUCUUCCAGGCUCUUGCUUUGGCUCAUGAUGCUCUUACUAAUUUAUAG
This is a messenger RNA of Perkinsus marinus ATCC 50983, 690 nucleotides long. RefSeq lists its product as hypothetical. NCBI's taxonomy places the organism in Eukaryota, Perkinsozoa, Perkinsida, Perkinsidae. Bases 1 to 690 code for a protein of 229 amino acids. The transcript has a single exon. The record is from RefSeq and is a predicted model, not a curated record.